UCCGCUCCUCUCUCCCAUAGCCCUAUUCUCCGCAGCCGGCGCAGGAUACCUACCUCUCCUCCUCCCCGUCACUCCAGCAACGGCGGCCGCCGCCGCCGCCACCACCACCACCACCGUAUCCUCCCUCCCCGUCCAGAUCCAGCCGCCACCUCCCCUCCCCACCUCGCCCCGUCACCCGCACGGGAUCCAGGCCCAAACCCCUCGCCCCUCCUCUCCUCUCCCCAUUCGAAUCCGGAUCUAGACUCACACUCCACCUCCGCCGGAGCGCGCUCGCGGCGACGGACACCGGCGAUGGAGGAGUAUCUAGCUGCCUACACGGCGAAAGAAGAUCCCGUAACUCCGGCGCAGCCGACUGUUCAGACGGCCAGUGCGCUGCCGGCCCGGGCAGCAGGCGGUCACGCGCAGCAGGCGCCAGCAGCUGCUGCUGCUCCUCCGACCAGUUCCAGAGUGGUUGCGAAAUCGACCAACAACAGUUCGGCGAAAACCCCCGGGAGCUCCGCGAACAAGAGAGUGAUAUACAUUGUGGCUGGGGAUGAUGGCUCCCAUGUGCCGAUCCUGCGCAAAGUGCAGGUGUAUGGAGAAGAGGCUAGUAAGGGAUAUGAGAAGACGCCAGCACCUGCGUGCAACGUCGUUAAGCAAGCUCGUCUGGAUGCUGGCAAACAACCGGUGAGACGACCAAGGAUACAACUGCUCAGCCACAACCGUGAGGAACGAUCAGCAGAGCUCAUGGAUGACGAUGAAGAAGCGGCAAUCGCAUUGUCUGUUAAACUGGAGAGAAACGCCAGCUAUGUGGACCGUUCGCUGCAGCUGGUGACUGCUGAAGAACAUGAUGUUAUGGAAAUCGAUGACAUAUCUAGCGACGAUACAGGCAGUCAAAGUGAUUCAGACAGCAGCUCUGGUAGUGAGUCAGAAAAGGAGGAAGGGAGGUUCUUCUAUCCUGCCCCUGAGGCACUGGGCACUGUUAAAGCACCGCAAGUUGGAAUGAAAUUCCCAACCCUCGAAGAUGCACAUGAGUACUACAACACAUAUGCUCUCCAGACUGGUUUCGUGGUGGUCAGGGGAAGAAACUACAAGAGACAGAGGUUUCAGCUGGACUGCAACAGGAAUCGCAAGGUAAAGCUAGUCGAGGACCUGAACCUGAAGAGGAAGAGGAAGAAGAAUGUCAUAGAGAAGACAAAUUGCCAGGCAAAGAUCAUCGUGAAGCUUAUCAAGGGAGAGUGGGUGAUCGCAGCAGUUCAGAAUGAACAUAACCAUCCGUUAUCUCCAAGCCGUUCGUUCACAAGAUUCUUAACGAGCCAAAAACACAUGUCACCUGAAGAGAGGUCAUUUUCAAGAGUUCUUCAGCAGAGCAGGGUGCCUCCCGGAGAAAUUCUCAAGAUUUUGAGAAGGAUGAGUGGCUUUUUUCGGGAAUUGCCAUCAAAGGAAAAACAAGCACUGAUCUUGCAGUCUGCUGAACAAUGGAGGAAAGCAAACUUAGAUGUUGAGAAAACACUGAACCACUUCGAGCAACUGCAGCUCCAGGACCCAUGUUUUUUCUACACCGUGCAAAAGGAUGAAGAUGGCACGCUUAGGAGCAUUUUCUGGACUGAUGCAAGGUCAAGGAUGGAUUAUGAAAUCUUUGGUGAUUUCGUAUCGUUUGACACCACCUUCAGCACAAAUAGACACAACAUGCCUUUCGUUCCUAUCACUGGGAUGAAUAGCCGUGGGAGAACAAUCGUGUUAGGGUGUGCCUUGCUGCAAGAUCGAAAAGCUGAAACCUACAAAUGGAUGCUCGAAACGUUUCUGCAGGAGAUGGGAGGAGGUCAAAUACCAAGAUCAGUCAUAACAAGCCAGGACGAAGCCAUGGCGAAGGCAAUAGCCGAGGUCAUGCCACAAGCAAGGCACAGGUUCUGCAGAUGGAACGGGAAAGCCCAGGAAAAGAUGGCGGCCUUUGUGGCAGCAAGAGGCAACAUGAAAGCAGAGCUGGACAUCUUAGUUGACAGUUCACUGACAGAGACGGAGUUCGAACAAGGAUGGAGUGCACUCAUUCAGAGACAUGAUGCAAGUGAAAACGAGUACCUACAGUUGCUGUGGGAGAUGAGGAAGACCUGGGCUCCUGUUUAUUUCAUGCAGGAUUUCUUCCCUUUUGUCGUUUCAGCCAGAGGCAGCCAGGGGGCAUUCUCACUGUUCAAAGAGAAUGUGCUUCCCAAGGACAAGAUAGAGAAUCUGAUUGAAAAGUACGAGGAGAUGCAGGAUAAGAUCAAGAAAACGGACGAGGAAGAUGUACUGGAAGCGGCGACCGAGCCUUCAUGCUUCUCACUGCAGCCAAUAGAAAGGCACGCAUCACGUGUCUACACAAGGCAGAUCUUCCUGAAAGUCCAGAAGGAGCUCCUCCACUCCACAGCAUUCAAAGUGCAGGAGAUAGAAAGAGGCACCCUGUACAGGCUGGACAAGGCCUACAGCUACGAGAACCCGGAGUACGACCGGGACUCCUUCGAGGUGUCAAUCGAGCCCGGCCUCACCGACACGUACACGUGCCAGUGUGCCAAGUUCGCCAGGGACGGGAUCCUCUGCUGCCACGUGUUCAGGCUCUUCACGCAGUUUGGCAUCGACGAGAUACCGGAGAAAUACAUCGUGGCCCGGUGGACCGACGGUUUCAGGGAGGAGCAGCUGGAGCGGCGUGAGGAGGGGCGGUUGGUGGUGGCGGCACAACGCGAGGAGGAUGCGGCGAGGUACGCGGCACUGAUGAGCAAGGCGGCUGGGAUCGGGAGGGAGAUCUGCGGCGACGGCGCCAAGUGCGACGCGUUCAUGCUGGAGCUGGACAGGAUCCGGGAGAAAAUGGCGACGAUGGCGAUGGCGAAUGAUCACGUUUAGACGGUAAGUGCUGAGCUUGGGCUACAGUGGACAUGUUCAGCAGCAGAAGUCUCUAGGUACUCGGGUUGGGGAGUUGAUCUUGCUCGUGUGCACAAUGUAGAGUAGCUGGUAAGGCUUGUUUUUCCUGUGUAACUUGAGAGACGAGUGCUAUGUAGUCUAUUGUUGCAUUCAUGAUUCAUGCAUUGUUAACUGUCAAGGAUUUGCCGUCGUGAUUCUGCUAUGUUAGUAGUACCUGCAUGCAGUUCAUGAGAUGUACUCUGGUUGUGCUAAAAUGUAUCCAUGCAUUAACUUGUUACAGAUUCGCCGUCGUGAUUCUGUUUAUGUUAGUACCUGCAUGCAGUUCAUGUGGUGUA
Triticum aestivum (bread wheat) is the source of this 3206-nucleotide messenger RNA. RefSeq names its product protein FAR1-RELATED SEQUENCE 5. Gene Ontology annotation, molecular function: zinc ion binding. Gene Ontology annotation, biological process: regulation of DNA-templated transcription. Lineage: Eukaryota; Viridiplantae; Streptophyta; Magnoliopsida; Poales; Poaceae. The record is from RefSeq and is a predicted model, not a curated record. The coding region runs from base 292 to 2853 and encodes 853 amino acids. The transcript is spliced from 6 exons.